This is a messenger RNA of Lingula anatina, 9230 nucleotides long. RefSeq lists its product as uncharacterized. Lineage: Eukaryota; Metazoa; Brachiopoda; Lingulata; Lingulida; Lingulidae. The record is from RefSeq and is a predicted model, not a curated record. Gene Ontology annotation, cellular component: extracellular matrix.
UCUCUUGUCGUUAUAAGCGAGGAGCUCGGCCUUGCUGUAACAUCGUCCAGUCGUCCUCUUGUGGACGCAGGGAAAAUAAAAGCAUGGGUUCAAGUCAUCGGAUUAUUGGCGUUCUCCUGGCGUUCCUGGGCGUGUCCAUCCAUCACAGCUCCGCCCAAAUUUUAUGCUACAGUGACUUGGCCUGCACAAGUACUGUGACUAUCCCAGGCGCCGACUUCGCCGGGUUAGCGCCGUCAGUGAGAAGUUGUUGUCAAGAAAAUGGUGGAACAGCUUUAAAAGUGCUCACGUCUCCUACCGCAUGUCAUCCUUGUAGUGAAGAUCCGUGCGCAUAUUGUACCAAUGCCCCCCAGAUCGAGGCUACAGCCGACACUACCGAUCUUCUGGAGGAUAUUACAUUAGACUGUGGCGAACCCUUCCCACCCCUGCCGAACGUUACCCUGAACGCUGUGUGUGCCGAUGUGGCCGACCUGCAGAUCACGACCUCCGACCCUGGUGCAACUGGCCUACAGUGCGAUGUCAGCUACACUCGAACUUAUAUUUCAUCGGACGUAUGCAACAACCAGCAGACCACCCCUCAGUCCAUACGUUACAUAGCGUCGACGCCGCCGGUCCUUUCAAAUGUCCCGGCAGAUGUCACUGUAGCCUGUGAGACGGAUGCAACAUUAACCGCCCCGUCAGCGACGGGAACCUGCUCCGCAGCCAACGUCACACUCAUCGCCAGCAACACUGAAGUUGACCCAGCAUGUCAGUACAACAAGGUGAUCACGAGCACCUGGGAGGCCAUAGACGGCUGCGGCCUGACCAGCAACGUAAGCGCCUCUGUCAAUGUUAGUUAUGAGAACGCGCCAACCCUCGUUGGCACACUGACUGACCAAACUAUUCUUCUCAAUGAGCAGUGUGAUAACGUCCCUUCCGUACCAGUCGUCACCGCCACGGGUUACUGUGGCAACAGCGUCACCGUAACAAGCACGGAAACCACGUCCAACGUCCAGUGCCAGAAUAAAUACACACUGACCAGGACGUUCUCCUCCACCGAUGACUGCGGACGCACCACCACCGCCUCACAGAAUAUCCAGGUGACGUCGGUGUUUGCGCCCACAUUCGACACGUUUCCAGAAGACAUCACAAUCGCGUGCAACACCAACGCCAAUGUCUCUUUCCCAGAGUCCAACGUCACCGCCACGGGUCACUGCGGCGUCCCAGUCAACGUCACACAGACCGACGCGGUGGUCACAGGGGACUGUCCGGAGGACAUCACCAUCUACCGUACCUACCAGGCCACAGACGAAUGCGGUCUCCUCGCACAGCGAACCCAAACCUUCCGGGCCAGCCCGGCUAACUUGGCCUUCACCUACGUCCCCGGUGACGUCACGGUGGCGUGCGGGACUGAUAUCAGCAACCUUGCUAACACGGGCGGCGUGGCGGUGGCUGAAAACGCCUGUGAUGAGCGCGUUAAUACCACGUACUCGGACGCCGUGGGGGGCACCGCGUGUAACCAGGCAGUGGUCAGAACUUGGACGACUUCACAGAGUUGUGGAUUAGCGGUCAGCGUUGACCAGGCCAUCACUGUGGCUUUAACGGCGUCUCCGUCCAUUACCCCACCAGCUGACCGCAGUAACAUAGACGUCUGCCCCAGUGAUACCUUCACCCCUAGCGAACUCGGCGACACACCCACGGUCACCGGCAACUCCCCCUGCCACAACGUGAACGACUUCACUGUGGAAUACGCCGACACGAUAGUUACCGAGAACCCCACCGCCGGAACCAGUACAAUCAGAAGAAUGUGGACGGCCACGGACCAGUGUGGGAACAGCGGCACCGGCGAGCAGAUCCUUGGCAUCAGAGUGAAACAACAGCCAACGCUGGCCCUGGACCCGGACCAGUUCAUCCUCACGUGCACCAGCGUCUCCGAGGUCUUAGACCAGACCCAACCACAGGUGGUGAACAGAGGGGGUGGAGACGCCGCCAUCAUUGAGACGGUAGAGACAACCGACAGCUCCGUCUUCCAGCAAGCCUGUUCUGGCCAGCAAGUGACCAGGACGUUUCAAGUGACCCUGGAGUGUGGGUACACCCAGACGCUAUCUCAGGUGGUGACAGCUAUGGCCCAGGCUACCAGUCCCCCGGUCAACCCGCCUGCCGUCGUCGUCCCUCCUGCAGACUGUAUCGUCUACACCCACUUCCUGUACCCAACACCAGGCGGAAGACGCUUCCGCUACGGCUUCCGGUCACCAGGUGGAACUCUGUAUUUCUUUACCCCUGGCGGUAGGUUCACCCUGGCAUACCCAGGCUUCGGAAGCGGUGUCACCAUCCCGACCGGCUCUGGUGACGGGCUCAUCUAUGCCGUCGUCAAUGAGAAUGGGCAGGUGCGCUACGCUUUCCGCAACCCCAACGGACAGAUCAACUUCCUCUCAACGUACCCCGCCCCUGGUGGUGGCAAUCGCUACGGCUACGAGGACUUAUCUGGAGCGACCCAGUACGUCUCCCUGCCUCCUGCGGGCGUCCUUGUCAUCCCCACUCUCAGCGGAGACCCGGUCCUCCGUCCCGAUGGCGGGUACCGUCUUGGCUACAGAACCCCCGAUGGUACCCUCUUCGACCUGACAGCCAGUGCUAAUGCGGACGGCCUGAUUAGAUACGGCUACCAAAUCCCCAACGAUGGAAUACAGUUUAUCAACAUGCCCUUCACGACGUUGCUGAACCUCCCGGAGAUUAACGGCGGUCUGGUGUACGGGUACCGCACCCCUGAUGGCGUCGCCCAUAUCGUUAAGGAAUUCCCCAUGAGUGACGGCACAGUGCGCUUUGGCUACGAGAACCCGGAUGAAACGAUCACCUAUCUCCCUGUACCACAGAACGGCAUCCUAGCUGUCCCAAUCCCCGGCGGAGGGGUCAGGUUCGCCUUCCGCACCCCACAAGGUGCCCUGUACUACCUCGUCCCCUUCCCGACCUCCGAUGGCAGAGUGCGUUACGGCUAUCAGACACCAGAGGGUACUGCUAGAUUGGUGGACCUACCAACAACGGGGCUCAUCGCCAUGAAGACCCCGAGCGGAGGACUCAGGUACGUGUAUCGUUCACCAGAGGGCACCCUAUACGAUGUCUCCUCCUACCCCAGCCAAAACGGCAUGACAGUCUAUGGUUACCGCUUUCCGAACAGCGCCGUCAACUUCCUGAGCCUGCCCGAGAAUGAGAUGAUCGUGAUGACGAAGCCAGGCGGCGGGCUGCACUACACCUUCCGCUCGGCCGAUGGGGUCAUUCACGACCUCCAGCCCGUGCCAAAACCAGAUGGCUCCAUGACCUACGGGUACCCCACAGCUGGCGGUACCAUGCAGACCGUGCCCAAUGCCCCGGAUUCCGACAGCCCAUUCCCUCUCAUGGGCAGUGGAAUUUUCGCCGUUGUCCAAGACGGCACAGUGCGGCUAAGGUAUGUUGCUCUAGAUGGCCAAACCUAUGACCUGAAUAGAUCCCCCGUACCUCAGACCAACUCAGUGCGCUAUGGUUACACCGACGGCGACGGAGUCUUCCAGCACGUCCCCAUGCCAACCAUCGGUAUAAUGGCACUGCCAACAGUCGAUGGCAAUAUACAGUACAUCCAUCGUGCUCCCAACGGUGAGGUGACCCCAGUUGAGGAAAUCGUCAACCCCGACGGCACCGUAUCUUAUGGAGUCAGGAGACCCGACGGCAGCACUCUCAUCAUACAGAUGCCCAAGAACAACGUGAUGACGGUGCCCUUCCCCGGCGGAAGUUCACUAUACACCUACCGCCAGCCUGGAGGACAGAUGAUCUUCCUUCAGCCCUUCGCUUCAUCUGACGGCGGCGUGCGCUACGGUUAUUCAGCACCAAAUGGCGACACUGUCACCAUCCCCAUCCCAUUCAACGGCAUCAACACCGUGGCCACCCCAGGGGCGCCCGGUGGGGAAACAACUCUCGUGUAUCAAACGCCAGAAGGACCACUGAAGCCAAUGGUGGCCAUCUCGCAGCCUAACCCAGAGGCUCCAGGUUUUGUAUCCUACACCAUUGAGAUCAGCCCCGAAACCUAUGUGGACAUCCCCAUGACCCAGAGUGGCACCACCGGCAUCCCACAGCCUGAUGGAGUCACCCAAGUUGUCUACAAGUCACCAGAGGGCACCAUCUACCCGCUGAGGCCUUUCAGGCAGCCUGACAAUACCAUCCAGUACGUGUUUGAGAAACCGGACGGAUCCGUGCAGUACGUCAAGAUGCCAACCACUGGUGUCUUUACCGUUCCCCUUCCCGGAUCCGAAACGACCACACUCUACAGGGCCCCAUCCGGUGAAGUGAACCCGUCAUCUGCCUACCCCACCUCAGACGGUGGUAUCACCUACGGCUACACAACCCCCGAAGGCACAGUGAAUCCAGUACCAGCGGAUUCUUUGCCAGGUGGUCCCCGACCUGCCGGAUUACCUGAUGGCGUCAUUCCCUUCAUCAGCCCAGAUGGAACAAUUGUGUUCGGAUUCAGGACCCCCACCAACACUUUUACCUACCUGACGCCUUUCACUGACCCUCUCACGGGCACCGUGAAGUAUGGAUACAGAAUGCCAGAGAACGGAACAAUUGUGUACGUCGAGAUCCCGCGUCUACCAGGUCAACCGGAUGCAGAACUACCAGAUGGUGUCUCAGUGGUGAUGAAUCCGGAUGGGACCAUCACAUACAUCUUCUUUGCUCCAGAUACCAGAACCUACGUACUUGUCCGUACCGUGAAUCCGGUCACUGGGCUGAUCACGUUUAGCUAUCGCACACCUGAAGGUCUCACUUACUUCGUCCCUGUCCCAGGUAUGCCUCUACAACCCGGGCAGAAUGUCAUGCCAGGAGAACCACGCGAUCUUCCGGAUGAGGGUACCGUCACCGUGGUCCUCAACCCCGACGGCACAGUCACCUACGUCUACACCUCACCGGAUGGAAACACGUACUCGCUCACCCCUUACCCUAACCCUCUGGGCGGCAUCCAGUUUGGUUACCCCAAUCCCGACGGUACCGUCACGUACGUGCCAGUAGACCAGGGCACUGGACCCAUGGGCCCCUUCCCGCCAGGUGUGACCACACUAAUGAACCCUGAUGGCACAAUAACUUACCUGUUCACAGACCCUAACGGAAACACCUUCACACUGACCCAGUUUACCAACCCGGCCACGGGAAGACUGCAGUACGGCUACCGCUCACCAGAUGGCACCAUAAUCUUUGUGGACUUGCCAACCACACCUGGUAUGAAUUUCCCAGAAGGCGUCACGGUCCUCCGUAACCCAGACGGCACCGUGACUUACAUCUACAAGGCACCAGAUGGCAGCACGUACACUUUGACCCAAUUCAACAACCCAACCACCGGGCAGCCGGAAUACGGUUAUCGUAACAGCGAUGGAAACAUCAUCUUCGUGCCCAUCCCCACGGAUCCGGGAACCGGUCAACCAGGAAACAACUUCCCACAGGGAGUGACCACGAUAAGAAACCCUGACGGCUCCGUGACCUACAUCUUCAAGGAUUCCGACGGUAACCUCUACCCCCUGUUGCAGUACAUUGAUCCCUUCACUAAACAGCCCCAGUACGGAUACCGUGCCCCUGACGGCACUAUUCAGUACGUCAGAAUACCAGGACAGCCUAGCCAGCCUGGCACAGGCGGGAACCUCCCCACUGGAGUGUUCCCUGUCCAGAACACCGACGGCACUGUUGGCUACAUCUACAGAGAUCCUAAUGGCAAUCAGUACACCCUAAAACGCUACGUCGACCCCCUUACUGGUCUGGUUCGAUACGGUUAUGUUGCUCCCGACGGAAGCAUCAGAUACGUGCCAGAUGACCAGACUCCAGAGGAUCUCCCCGACGGCGUCACAAAGAGAGAAAACCCCGACGGCACAGUCACUUACACAUACAGAGACCCUAACGGCAACACGUACGUUGUUAACCGUUUCGUCGAUCCAAACACUGGGAAAGUCAGGUUCUUCUACACCACCCCUGACGGUCAAACCAGGUACGUCCCUGAUGAUGAUGAUGAAGAUGAUUUACCAGACGGUGUUUCACCGAUAGAGAUCCCUGGUGUGCCAACAACCUACAUCUAUAGAGACCCCAACGGCAAUGUUUACAUGGUCAACAAGGUGACGGAUCCAGUGACUGGCAAGGACAGGUUCUACUACACCACACCUGAUGGUCAAACAAAGUAUGUCCCUGACGGACAACGAGAACCGGAUGGCAACUUACCAAGAGGAGUGACCGCCACCCGUAAUCCGGACGGCACCAUCACCUACACCUAUCGAGAUCCGUUUGGCAAUACCUACCCUGCCACCCGCUUCGUUGAUCCGAUGACCAUGCAGGUGAGGUUCCUUUACACCACCCCUGACGGCCAGACCAGGUACGUACCAGACCAACCUGACAGUAAUCUCCCGGCAGGUGUUACUAGGAGACAGAACCCAGACGGGACCGUCACUUACAUGUACAGGGCGCCUGACGGUAAUACAUAUACACUGACCCGCUAUGUUAACCCGAUCACUGGCCAGGUACAGUAUGGCUAUCGCACCCCAGAUGGACGCAUCGUGUACGUUGAUAUCCCAGAUGAACCUACGCGACCAACGCAGGCACCGAGACCAAACCCUAACGUCCCCUUUGGUGUGUCACCUAUCACAAACCCAGAUGGUACAGUCACCUACGUGUACAAGGCCCCAGACGGCAACGUUUACCCUCUGUCCCAGUUCAUCAAUCCCGCCACAGGGCGACCGCAGUACGGGUACCGCACAUUGGACGGCAGGAUCAUCUUUGUUCCGACUCCAACUCAGCCCAGCACUCCAGGCAGCCAGCUCCCAGGGUUGCCAGGAUUUGUGGUCAUUCCAGGGUUCCCCGGUGUGCCAGGCAUCCCAGGAAUUCCAGGAUAUCCAGGAUUCCCAGGAGUGUUUCAACCAUUGUUCCCCGUACAGCAACCCCAGACAGGAAUUCCCGGCAUCCCAGGUUUCCCCGGAAUUCCAGGAUUCCCGUCCGCCCAACCAAUAUUCCCUGGACAACAGGCAGGAAUUCCAGGUUUCCCAGGAUUCCCAGGAAUUCCUGGAUUCCCAUCUGCCCAACCAAUAUUCCCUGGACAACAGGCAGGAAUCCCAGGAUUCCCAGGAUACCCAGGAAUCCCAGGAUUCCCAUCUAACCAGCCAAUAUUCCCUGGACAACAGGCAGGAAUUCCAGGUUUCCCCGGAUACCCAGGAAUUCCAGGUUUCCCAUCCAACCAACCAAUAUUCCCUGGUCAACAGGCAGGAAUUCCAGGGUUCCCAGGAUUUCCCGGAAUUCCAGGAUUCCCAUCCGCCCAACCAAUCUACCCUGGCCAACAGGCAGGAAUUCCAGGAUUCCCAGGCUUCCCUGGCAUUCCUGGUAUUCCAUCUGGACAAGGCGGAUUGCCUGGAUUCCCCGGAUAUCCAGGUAUCCCUGGAUUCCCUAGUUCCGUACCUUAUCCUCUUGGUCCGAAUCCUCAACCACGUCCAAGGCAGCCGAGCACAGGUAUAAUCAUUCCUGACAGCAGUGGACGCCCAGGUGCUGUUAUUUACCCACUGGAGCCCCAGGGGCCCGCAGUCGACCCACGAAACCCGUACCAGCCCUCAGGCAUCCCAGGAUUCUCCUUCUUACCAGGAUUGCCCGGCUUCCCAGGAAUUCCAGGAACCCCAGCUUUCCCUGGCACAAAUGGCGGUUAUCCAGGUAUCCCAGGUAUUCCUGGAAUUCCGGGUUACCCAGGAGGCUACAGUCUGCCAGGAGGCGGUAUUCAGAUUCCAGGUUACCCAGCUCUUCCGGGUGUUCCCAACACUGGAUACCCAGGGUACCCCGGCUUGCCAGGAAUUCCUGGAAUCCCAGGGUACAACGGCUACCCAAGCAGCCUGCCAACCACCGGCACUCCAUUCCCGGUCACCAGCCCUGACGGCCGAACACUGUACGGGAUCCGUCUGCCCGAUGGAACCAUCAUCUAUGUUGUGGCUGCCCUGCCAGGUAUGCCAACAAUGCCAACUACCCCAGGUGGCGGCAUGCCCACUCCCGGCACCAUACCAACACGUGGUCCGCAGACCUGUGAGGGUGUGUACGCCGUGCCCGACCCCACGGGACAGCCCCACACCGUCACCUUCGUGUACAGGACAUCCGACGGUGCAGUCUACAACAUGGCGUCUCAGUUCCAGAACGACGGCACCGUGGUCUACUCCUACAGGUCGGCCACCGGAACCACGCGCUACGUGCCCCUGCCCUCUUCCGGUCUGAUCGCGGUCCCUCUGGCCAGCGGUGAGGCCAUGCAGCUGAUCUACCGCCAGCCGAACUCCUUCAUGCUCCCAGUAGUCAUGAUGAACAUGUAUGGUGGACAGGUGCAGUAUAUCUACUACACCUCCUCGGAUACCAUAGAAUACCUGGAUAUCCCAUCUAACGUGAUCCUGGAGAUGUCUACCCCCUGCGGAGGGAUCCGGUACGGCUACAGACCCAACGGAGGCCAGAUCCGGCUGCUCCAGGGCUUCAAUGCCAGUCCAAACGGCGCCGGGCAGUUCAGAUACGGCUAUCUCGAUAACAACGGUAACAUCCAGUAUGUGCUGAACUACAAUUCCUACCUCGCCCCAGACUACGGCUUACCGCUUAACUUGGGAUAUACCAAUGAUGGUAUUAUUGCAUCUGCAGCCUUCGCCGCCGGAAAUGGUAAUAACAUGAAUGUCCAAGUUCCUGUCGGGCCCCCCGCCCAGCAACUUCCGGUCAGACAACCGGUCAACGCUAACCCUUAUUCCGGACUACAGGGGUACAUGUCUCUCUUGGACAGCUUGGGAUUCGGCAGAAUGGCUAGAAGUGGCUGAACACUUCAACAGACUCCUACAUAUUUUCUAUUAAAGUGAAAGUGAAAGUAUAUAUUUGUCUGAUGAACUGUAGAUUUUGAUUUUGAUAUUUAAUAUGCAAUCAUAGUGUAAAAAAUUUACACUUUGUGAUAUAAUGCUAAUAUUGUUUCUAUUUGCAUCACUUGGGCUAAGCAACUUACAAUUGUAAGAUAAAGAGUAGUUUGAAAUACUUCCGACAGUGAACCAAUCAAGAGAAAGAACAUAUUACUAUUUAUAUAUUUCAAGUCAUUUUAUAAUGUCCUAUUUUUACGUAGAAUGAUACUCGCCUAUUGUAUGGUCAAAGAAAAGUAAAAUUUGAAAUCAAAAUAAUUUUUCUGCUUUGUAAUAUCUCUGUCGGUUUUUACAUAUGAACAUAUUUUACUUGCGAGUUACGUUCUAUUAAAAUAAAGCUUUAGAAUCUAA